Messenger RNA from Tricharina praecox, 726 nucleotides. RefSeq lists its product as uncharacterized. NCBI's taxonomy places the organism in Eukaryota, Fungi, Ascomycota, Pezizomycetes, Pezizales, Pyronemataceae. The transcript has a single exon. Bases 113 to 565 code for a protein of 150 amino acids. The record is from RefSeq and is a predicted model, not a curated record.
GCUUUUUCGCCGAUCAUACACAGCCCGCACAGCACACAGCACACAGCGAACGGUGUAUAGUGCACAGCGAAGGAAGCGCUAUCUAUGGUAGCAGAAACCUGUACUCGAGCAGAUGUCGUUCCGACUCCAUAUCGCCCUUCUUCAUGCAGCGAAAUCAAUUGUGCUACUGAAGGUCCGAGGAAUACCUGUGAUCCACUUCCAGUCCUGCGUACCAGUGCCGGCACCCGUGUUAGCCAUAGCGAAGGCUUCACACCCUGCCCGGUCGCCGCGAUGCAGAGCCCAGUUUUCGGGAGGAAAGGUGAAACUGAACGCUGAAAUCCUCAGUCAAUACGAUUCGAGCCAAUCAUUCCGCACAGUUGAGAACACGGGUGGAGCUUCCGCGUCUGGCGAACUAACCGACCGGCGAAACAAACUUGCUGCGAGAACAGUCCCGGUUCGCAUUGCGGCUGGUUGCAGAGAGGAGCGUUACUACUUUCCCGCUACUUGGUGUUUUCCGGAUAUAAGCCCAGGCCAUCGUUUUAACUAUUCCACGGCCAACCCGGUCCACCCUCCUCGCGAGCCCUAAUAUCGCCGUUCACCACAGCUGAGAAUCUCAGCUGAACUCACCUUGGCGGCAUCGAUGUGCACUGCGGUGUUCAGUUCGCAUACGCAUCGAGCGGGCUGCAUCUCUGUACUCCGGAGUAUGAAUCUCACGAAUCGCCAUAACUAUCAUGGAUUCACUUCUAG